UGCGGUAUUUUCCCCUCUCGCGAAAGUCCUUAUAAAAAGUUUCACAUUUAGGAAUGUUUUGUGUUUAUGUACAAUAAUCGAUUUAGUUUAAUUGUUACCUUAUCUUGUUAUCAAUUAUUAUCAGUAAAGAGAAAGUGAAAAAAAUCAGUUAAAUGAUUUAAAGAAAUUAUAAAAAAGAAUGAAAUUUGAAUGUUGAUAAUUUGAGGUUAGAAUUAAAGAAUAUAAUUAGGAUUAAUUGUUAAGAAAAUAUGGUGAAUAAUGUAGAAGCAGAAUGUUCAUUUACCAAAUGGUAUCCAAUUUUUUCAAAAGAUUCUUUAGAAGCAAUUAUUCUUCCUUUGCCUCCUGAAAUUUUGAAAUAUUUAGAACAUGAUACAUUUGUUCUUCCAAUAGAAGCAACAACGAGUAUUAAAUGUAAUACAGAAUGGUCUGAUGGUUCAUUAGUCACUGAAGACAUUUCAGAGGAUCCUGAGAGUAUACCACCAAAUUUUCCGGAAUUCAGUCAAAAAAUUCAACAAGCUAUUGAUGAAUUUGAAGCUGUUUUUAUUAAAUCUAACUGGAGUACACCUAGUGAUGCCACGUGGGUUGCACCUACAAAAACAUUAAAGUGUACUUCUCUAGAAGAUGUUUAUUUGCUACUUAAAAGUUCUGAUAGAAUAUCGAAAGAUUUAAGUAAAGUAAAAAAUUGUACUGAUAAUAAAAAUUCUCUCAACUUUUGUUUAGUACUAAAAAAAUGGAGAGAAAUUAAUCCUUGUACUGAAUUUCGUUGUUUUGUAAUUAACGGUGAAUUAGUUGGAAUAUGCCAAAGAGAUGUUUCACAAUACUACAAACACAUAGAAUAUGAAAAGUAUAAUAUUCAAAAAGAUAUCACAACUUUAUUUAAUGAGCGCAUCAAGGAUAGAUUUAAAUUACAAAAUUAUUCAUUUGAUGUUAUACGUUACAAAAAGGAUAAAGUAAAAAUAAUUGAUUUUGGUCCAAUGAAUGAAACAGUGACAAAUGAAACUUUAUUUACGUAUCAGGAAUUGUUAAAUGAAAUAGAAAUUACACCCGAAUUUAGAUUUAUCGCCGAAGAAGUUGGUGUUCAACCGAAAAAAAUUCAACAUGUCUGUGUACCUCAGGAAAUAAAUGAUUUUUUUCAAUCAAGAGGAGAAAUGUCAAUAAUAGAUACUCUUAGAGCGGAAGUUGAAACUCAACGCAUAGCUGAUGAGGAAGAAUCUAGUGAAAAUAGAUAAAAAAAAAAAUAAUAAUCUUAAGGUAUUUUACAUUUUUCUCCGUAAAUAUUUUUCCACUUUACAAUUAAAUAUAAUAAAUUAAAAAUCAAAGUGUCAUUAUUUUAAAAAGGGAAUUUAAAAUAAAAGAACGAGAAUUAUAUUGAGCA
Leptopilina boulardi is the source of this 1375-nucleotide messenger RNA. Its product is annotated as cell division cycle protein 123 homolog. The coding region runs from base 249 to 1229 and encodes 326 amino acids. The transcript has 6 exons. Gene Ontology annotation, cellular component: cytoplasm. The record is from RefSeq and is a predicted model, not a curated record. Lineage: Eukaryota; Metazoa; Arthropoda; Insecta; Hymenoptera; Figitidae.